Messenger RNA from Desarmillaria tabescens, 1173 nucleotides. Its product is annotated as pseudouridine synthase. Gene Ontology annotation, cellular component: nucleus; cytoplasm. Lineage: Eukaryota; Fungi; Basidiomycota; Agaricomycetes; Agaricales; Physalacriaceae. Gene Ontology annotation, molecular function: pseudouridine synthase activity; RNA binding. Gene Ontology annotation, biological process: mRNA pseudouridine synthesis; tRNA pseudouridine synthesis. The transcript has 7 exons. The coding region runs from base 1 to 1173 and encodes 390 amino acids. The record is from RefSeq and is a predicted model, not a curated record.
AUGGCCCCCAAUUACGAAGCCUGGUCCAGAACGGACUUGAUCGCUCGCAUCGCCGCACUAGAGCAAAGAGAAGCUUCCAAUUCUACUUCCACACAACCCAAUACCGAUUUCGACUUUUACUCCUACCCCAUCCGAAAAAUUGCCUCUCAAGGAGUGCUAUUUGAUGCACUGUGCCGGGCGCGUCUGAUUGACGAGGCACGAGGGUAUGAUGGCUGUGGUUGGGAGAAAUGUGGACGGACGGAUCGAGGUGUGAGUGCUGCUAGUCAGGUUAUCUCGCUCUGGAUGAAAAUGACGACGACAUGGUCGGAUUGUUCGAUAACACCACCAACACCUCUGUGGCCUCCGAAACCGGAGGAAGAGCACGACUAUCCCGGAAUCCUGAAUCGUAUCUUACCCCCUACGAUCCGCAGUUCUCCUGCACGACGGUCCUGCACGUUCCGUCACUUACAAGUACUUUUUCUCAGAUCUGAACUUGGACCUCUCCCUCAUGCGCGAGGCCGCCAGUCCAUCUUCAUCCCUUCGAAGCAGCUGACGCUGUUCAUGCGGAGGAUCUUGCGAGCCGAGAUCAAUGCUGUGGAGGCGGGGAUGUUCGUGUUCGAUUUGGUGGGAACGGCGUUUCUGUACCACCAAGUACGGAAUAUCAUGGCGGUGCUCUUACUCGUUGGACGCGGACUGGAGCCGCCCGACAUUAUCACGCAGCUGCUUAACAUGUCUGAGGGUGCGGAGCCAGGGAACUGGGAGGUUCUGAGUAGAAAGCCCGAGUAUCAGAUGGCAGAUGGGCUUCCGCUGGUGCUAUGGGAUUGUAGGUGGCAGACUGGAGGCGCUGAGGGUGAAAUUCGUGGUGGACAGGCGCGCGGGAUCUAUGAGCACCUCGAGGGUAUAUACGAGCGCUCUAGGGUGUUCACAACGCUGAACCAUCAUUUCUUGAAGAAGGCCGCGGAGCUACAUUCGUCGAGACCGGUUGUCACGCGGCAGGCGACACCGUUCCGCUUGGUGCCGGGGACGACUAGAAGGGUUCGCCAGUACGUGCCACUGAUGCGAAGGGUGAGGAACGACGAAGUAGAGGCUAUUAAUGAGAGAUGGAGGAAUGGAAAAGGGAAGAAACAUCUAGCAAAGGUGGACAACGGCGAUGACGAUGAGGGUGACGGUGGUGAUGAUGACGGCGAUGAGUAG